Messenger RNA from Pipistrellus nathusii (Nathusius's pipistrelle), 1170 nucleotides. NCBI's taxonomy places the organism in Eukaryota, Metazoa, Chordata, Mammalia, Chiroptera, Vespertilionidae. The record is from the annotation of a GenBank genome assembly.
AUGGGAGUCAUGGAUGAGAAUGCCACCAACAUCUCCACCAGCUUCCCUUCUGUGCUUGAUCCCCACGGAGCCCAGGCUGCUUCCUUCCCAUUUAACUUCAGCUACGGCGACUAUGAUAUGCCCUUGGAUGAAGACGAGGAUAUAACCAAUUCUCUGACGUUUUUUGCUGCCAAGAUUGUCAUUGGCAUGGCCCUGGUGGGCAUCAUGCUGGUCUGUGGCAUUGGCAACUUCAUCUUCAUUGCUGCCCUGGCCCGCUACAAGAAGCUUCGCAACCUCACCAACCUACUCAUUGCCAAUCUGGCCAUCUCUGAUUUCCUGGUGGCCAUUGUCUGCUGUCCCUUUGAGAUGGACUACUAUGUGGUGCGCCAGCUCUCCUGGGAACAUGGCCACAUCCUGUGCGCUUCUGUCAACUACCUGCGUACUGUCUCUCUUUACGUCUCCACCAAUGCUUUGCUGGCUAUCGCCAUCGACAGGUAUCUGGUCAUCGUCCACCCGCUGAGACCCCGGAUGAAGUACCAGACAGCCACGGGCUUGAUCGCCCUGGUGUGGGCCGUGUCCGUCCUCAUCGCCAUCCCCUCCGCCUACUUCACCACGGAAACGGUUCUCAUCGUCGUCAAGAGCCAGAAGAAGAUCUUCUGCGGCCAGAUCUGGCCGGUGGACCAGCAGAUCUACUACAAGUCCUACUUCCUCUUCAUCCUCGGCCUGGAGUUCGUGGGCCCGGUGGUCGUCAUGACGCUGUGCUACGCCAGGAUCUCGCGGGAACUCUGGUUCAAGGCCGUCCCCGGUUUCCAGACGGAGCAGAUCCGGAAGCGGCUGCGCUGCCGCCGGAAGACGGUGCUGGUGCUCAUGGGCAUCCUCACCGCCUACGUGCUGUGCUGGGCGCCCUUCUACGGCUUCACCGUGGUCCGCGACUUCUUCCCCGCCGUGUUCGUGAAGGAGAAGCACUACCUCACGGCCUUCUACGUCGUCGAGUGCAUCGCCAUGAGCAACAGCAUGAUCAACACCUUGUGCUUCGUGACGGUCAAGAACAACACCAUCAAGUACUUCAAGAGGAUCCUACUGCUCCACUGGAAGUCUUCUUCCAACGGCAGCAAGUCCAGCGCCGACCUUGACCUCAAAACCGUGGGGGUGCCCGCCACCGAAGAGGUGGACUGCAUCAGGCUCAAAUAA